UACAAGCCACUGCUGUAUUCACAAAUCUUGUGAUAGCAACGCCAAAGAAGCAUCAUGAGCAAUACAGCUGGGAAUCUUCUACAGGCUGUUGGAGUUAAUUUCCUAAUAGAAGAGAACACCCGUCUUCAUCACACCAAUGAGUAUGAGAAUGGUUGCCUGAUUGUGAGACGGGGGCAGGAGUUUAAGCUGAGGGUGACUUUUAGCAGGGAGCUGAAUGACAAUGAUGAAGUCACCUUGGUGCUCAAGAUUGGUGAAAAUGAAGACGAAUCCAAUGAUGCUUACUUAUACUUGAACACGAGGUCUGGGACGAAUGAUGAACCAUGGCAGGCCAAGAUCUUUGAAACAAAUAGAGAAGAGUGUGUCAUUGUUGUAACCAGUCCAGCAGAUGCGAUUGUUGGAAAAUACUUUCUGAAUGUGGUGACAGAGGCUGGCCCUUUUUCCCCUACAAACAAUUGUGUCUAUGUCUUGUUCAACCCAUGGUGCAAAGCGGAUUCUGUUUUCAUGCCUGAGGAGGACAAAAAGGCUGAGUAUGUGCUCAAUGAGAAUGGAUGUCUAUAUACCAUGGGACAUACAGUUCAAAUAUACCCAACACUUUGGAAUUAUGGGCAGUUUGAGAAAGACAUUUUGGAUUGCUGCAUGUACCUUCUGGAUGAGAGCCAGCUCAAGCCAAAUGAGAGAAGAGAUCCUGUGAAAAUCUCCAGGGCCAUGUCAGGUUUGGUUAAUAUGGAGAAAGACAAUGGAGUGCUCCAAGGAAGAUGGAAAGAACCAUAUCAAGGGGGUACUUCUCCUUUACAUUGGACAGGGAGUGUCCCAAUUUUGCAGACAUAUUACAGGACAAAAAGAACAGUCUCAUAUGCCCAAUGCUGGGUUUUCUCUGGUGUGAUUACCACAGUCAUGCGCUGUCUUGGGAUUCCUACCAGAAGUGUGACCACCUAUGAUUGUGCACACGAUACUGAGGAAAACUUAACCAUUGAUCAAUAUUUUGAUGAAAUUGGGAAUAUACUGCCACAUUCAGACUUUAUUUGGACCUUCCACGUAUGGAAUGAGGUCUGGAUGAAAAGAGCAGACUUGCCGGAGGGCUUUGACGGAUGGCAGGUGAUUGAUGGAACACCUCCAGAAAAGAGCAAAGGAAUUGUUCAGUGUGGCCCUGCUUCAGUAAAAGCCAUCAAACAGGGAGAAGUUGGCCAUGGCUACGAUACCAAGUAUGUCUUUUCUGAAGUGAAUGCGGACCAAGUCUGGUGGCGUAGGAAGAAUGUAAAUGGAGAGGAAAAAUUCAUAAAGUGCAACACAGAUACCGAGUACAUAGGAAGGAAUAUCACCACCAAAGCUGUUGGAAAGCUUGAAUGUGAAGACAUCACUGAUCAGUACAAAUUUCCAGAAGGUUCUGAAGAGGAAAGAAAUGCUAUGAAAACUGCUAUGUUUUAUGUGAAGUCUCCUAUUGCUGCAUCUUACCCUACUUCUUUCAAGAGAGACUUUGAACUGCGGGUUCAACAAGAAAAGACCCUGUGGCCAGGACAACCCAUUGAUCUGAAUAUUGUUGUUGAAAGCAAAUUUGCAGGUGCAUGGACGGUUGACCUCUAUGCUUCUUGCAAUCUGGAGUCAUACACUGGGAGAUUAGAGGCCAACCUUGCAACUGUCCACCAGACCAUUAAAACAGUGGGCAAGACAGCGGUUCCGAUCCCCCUGAAAGUAGCUGCUGAUGUUUAUAUGAACAAACUGACUUCUUCAGAGGAUGAGCUUCUGAUAAAAGUCAAUAUUUUUGCUGAUAUUCAAGAAAGCAAACAAAACCUUGCUAAACAGGUGACCUUGACCUUCCAGACUCCAGCUCUUGAACUGAAGCUACCAGAAAAAGCAAAACUGAAUGAAACUCUUAGGGGCGAAGUGAUUUUCAAGAAUACUCUGUCCAUUCCCUUGGAAAACUGCAAACUGUGUGUAGAAGGCCCCGGCAUUUAUCCAGCGAAAAAUUUUAACCAAAGGGAUGUGCAGCCUGGUGAAAUCGCAACCUUCAAAAUAGAAUGUAUACCAAGGAAGAUUGGCAAUAAAACAAUAAUAGCCAAACUGAAUUCAACCCAAGUCAAAGGAAUAGAUACAUCGAAGUCUAUUAAAAUCACUGCAUAGGAACGUUCCCAAAUUCCAUCAGGCAACAUUAGGAGAUGUAUGAAUUAGAAAUCAGCAUUUAAAAAAAACAUCCUUGCUACAUUAAUUAUGAGGCAAAAGAAGGGAUAGGAAGAUAUAAACAUCUAAGAAAUUAAGUAGCUGAAAUUUAAUGGGGAUUGCAUGUGUUGCUUAUGAUGAAUGUGUUCUGGGGAUUUGAGCAUAACAUACCUGGUUUUGGAGAAAAGAUGACUCUGUAUUCUCCUUGCAGGUUUUAGCUUUUGCUUAUCUUCUUCCACUUUUUGACAGCCUACGAUUUGCAAGCCUUUAUGCAGUAUCUUACAAGCACAGCAUAUAUCCUGUUUUCUUUUAUAUGAAAGAUGCACUGCAUUUAGUUUUGAGAGGGGGUUUGGGGGUUUUUUUGGCUUUCCACUUUAACUGGACUAUGUUUAUUCUACAAUUAUAUACAAGCACAAGGUUUAACAUGCACCAAGUUUUCAAAAAGAAAUGAAAAAAGGAAAACGAGAGAGUGAUCCAUUCUCUCUACCCAGCUGUGUUGAAGUUCAGUAGUUUUGCACUACCUGCUAUAGGAGGCCAGUUUGUCUCCAGUAUAGAAGCAUUGCCUCUCUUUUGCUUGCAAGGCAAUGGAUUUGGCCCUGUAAUUCUAAACUUGUGUGCCUGCAAAUGUGGGUUAGCAAUGCCAGGUCACAGUUUAAAAUCCAUGUACAAAACUGAGUUAAGAUUCUAAAUACAGUAAUGAAAGAGGAGCUUCUAGUACCAGCUUAUCACACCUCCUCAUGCUUAGCAGGAUAAAUGAAGUACAUUUCCAUAUUUCUACCUUUGUAAUGAGUUUUCUAGUUUUAUUACAAGCAAUAUAGACAAUAUUUUAUAAUGUGCAAUAUGUUAUCAUAAAUAUUUUCCCUCAAUAACCUGGAAUAUUUCUGAUGUUACUUCCCAAAAGUAAAUUUCAUGUGAGCUGCAAUGAACUUAUGUAUCAAACCUUUUCCCUGUUACAUUUUGCAUGACAAUAAAGGUGAUU
This is a messenger RNA of Sceloporus undulatus (fence lizard), 3133 nucleotides long. Its product is annotated as protein-glutamine gamma-glutamyltransferase 4-like. Bases 55 to 2118 code for a protein of 687 amino acids. The transcript is spliced from 14 exons. Gene Ontology annotation, biological process: peptide cross-linking. The record is from RefSeq and is a predicted model, not a curated record. NCBI's taxonomy places the organism in Eukaryota, Metazoa, Chordata, Lepidosauria, Squamata, Phrynosomatidae. Gene Ontology annotation, molecular function: protein-glutamine gamma-glutamyltransferase activity.